Branchiostoma belcheri (Belcher's lancelet) is the source of this 578-nucleotide messenger RNA. RefSeq lists its product as uncharacterized. The coding region runs from base 165 to 578 and encodes 137 amino acids. The transcript is spliced from 4 exons. The record is from RefSeq and is a predicted model, not a curated record. NCBI's taxonomy places the organism in Eukaryota, Metazoa, Chordata, Leptocardii, Amphioxiformes, Branchiostomatidae.
UCCGUCGAUAUUUUGAACUUUUGAAAAAUUAUUUACCCAUUUAAAAGAAAUGGAUACGUCCUACAAGUCGGAAAGAAACAAAGCCUACAGUCAGGGCGUUUUGACAUUUAUCUAUCUUUCUCCUUCUUUUAUUUCCGUUAUUCUAGGUUCAAAAUCCACCGAAGAUGAAUGAAGGUGACUUGGAGAAGCUUGCUGUGGAGGAGCUUCUGCGUGAAGCGAAGAGGGGUCGGGAACGUGCCAAGGACAUGGGACCAGCAGGGUGGGACAAGUGCCCGGUUCCACCGGCAAACAAACGGUUUCUCAUCAACACUUUGGCCAGCCAGCUGUCUGAUAAAAAUCGCCAACAGCGGUCGGAGAGAAAAAAGAGUGACAACGACGGUCCAUCCAGUUCAUCACCAUCAACCAAUCAGAGACGUGCUACUGCUAGGUCUAGCUCCACGGGAAAAUCGAGAACACAUCAUGAUGCCGAUAGUGCAUCAAGGAAAAAGGACAGACAUAGGAAAUCUCAGCAGAAAAGAAACCUCUUCAUCACGCUCAAGUCACAGAUCAAAAAGGGACAGAUCAAGAAGUCAGAGUAA